AUGACUUGGCUUGUAAGUUCCCCAACAAAACCUUUUCCUCCAGCAGGCCUGCGGAGAACAAAUUUACCCGGAACCCAUUUUUCACCUUACGGAUCUGAGGGAUGAUGAUGAUGAUGAUGAUGAUGAUGAUGAUGAUGAUGAUGAUGAUGAUGAUGAUGAUGAUGAUGAUGAUGAUGAUGAUGAUGCACUCUCGCUCGCGCCACUGGCAGCUGCUGGGCUCCGUUCUCGUUUGGAGGCGUAAUUAACGUGGCGUACACUUGACUAAAGCGAGUAGCGGUGUCGACUGCUGGAUAGACCAUCAUCAUGUCGUCUCCCAGAUGAGGCUUCAGUCGCAAUCACACGAGUGCCCGCAAGGACAACGAACAUCAAAUAAGUUAAACGCUAUGCGAUUAGAUACUUCUGUCCACCGAUUAAAUUUUGGGGUGGGGUUGGGGCGUAACCAACCCUCCCUCGAAAUUUGCGAUGACCCCAUUGUUACUUAAUUUCAUUGGAUAGCUCCGAGUGUUAUGACUGAGUUUUGUGCGAGUUCUGUCGUGGUAUGUGAGGCAGUCUAGAAUGCGUUGCUAAAGGGUGGGCGAGGAAUUAACUUCCUCGUAGACUUUCACUGAAAUACUGCCCUCAAAAUUUGGAAUUUUUACCGUUCGUCCCGUUCUUAUUUAACUCAAAGUUCGUUCUCCUCUAAAUAACUGUUGAAACUACAACUCGCAAGACUAUGCGUACCAUGAGACAUCUUUGGUACCUCAGAUGACUUUCCGCACCAGGCCUUGAAAAUGCCAUACGAUGAGGCAAGAGGUGUCACUGACGCGUGUCCUCGAAAUGCUGCCUUUAUUGAAGGCCAUGUGGUAAAUUUUCUGCUUCUAACGUCCGUAUCACGGGUAUCAAACGAAAUCCUCUUUGUAUAAAUUGACCACAUUUCGAAUGAUAUAAAGUGGAAAGUCAUAUCGAUUUUGUGUGACAUGAUCUUGCUACACAUAACUGAUUUCCAGGUUUCAUAUAACAGUAUUUCUUGGAGGAUGUUUAAUGAAAAUAUCUAUAGACUAAUUUUCGAUUGUUGAGGUGCUUGAACUGUUUUAUAUGCUCGGUUAUUUGCAUGGAAAGCAUUAUAUGUUUCUGAAAUUUGAGCCUUCUCUUAUGACAGGAAUAUUCGCGUAUCCGAUAUUUCUGCGUUUUCUGCAAAAGACUCUUUCUAAUCAACAAAAUAAUAUUUGUGCUACUUAUUUUGCCUUUUUAUUUAGCUGGAUACCCUUCCUUUAUGGUCUGGCGUUUUGGCAGCUACGUUCAAACGGGUUUUAAGUUGGCCACUGAUUUACCGCUGACUUAUCCUUAUAACAAGACACCGCGAUUCGAGCUCAAAUUUUUGCCGUGUAGUCGAACGGGCUGAUUGGCUGGUUGGCAAGUGCGCAGAGCUCACGUUAUUAAGGACAUAAACGACUGCAUGCAUUACGACAAGCCGAUUGAUCUGACGGGGGAAUCGAAUUUGCACGCGUACUCCCGGGGAUCAGUGCCUGCUCUAUCACACCUCUAUGCGCAGUCUCAACCGUUGUCUUUCGCUUUGUCCCUUGUUCCGCCUUUUGUUUUCCGUCCCUUUUUCAGAGUGUGUAAGAGCGUAUCGGGUGUCGAGGUGUCUAUUUUUGACUUCCACGUCAAGGUCGUGGCAAGUCUCCUCAUUUAUCUCGUGCAGAUGACGGCUACUCCUAAAGUCCCCUUACUGGCACCCCAUUCUCAGCUGUGGCUCCUAGAAGCAAGGUUCCACCUAGUGGCCACACUUCGAUAACCACCUCCACUGGUGGGAUAUAUCAACUGAGGGUGUCCGCUGCUGCGUAUGUCUCCCCACAAUUACUCCGCUUCAUUCUCCUCCUCUCCUUCCCCCCAGUCCUUCCUUCUAUCCCAUGCCCACCCUGUCCUUCCUCUAGUUUCCCUUUCCACUUCUAAGGUCCCGCGGAGAGGGCGACAUGCGAUACUGUAGGCGGCCCAGAUUAUCUCUGGUCGCCAUCCCACUAAAUCAAACCAUGAGCAUAUGAUGGAGUUUGACAGCCGUCUGGGUUAUUUAAGCAAUCCUAGUUGUGCAUAGCGCUUACGAACUGGCAGGGGUAGGUCCAGAAGAUGUGUCUCGAACGAAUGCUGGAACUAAGUUAUCUGCACGCAGGCCAUAACUUGCAGACGGACAACUUACGUUCAAAACAAAAACAGCAGGCCACAUCACCAACCCUCUCACCAACCCAGAGGCUGCUAAAGAGUGUCAAAUCCAUUUGGCAGCCUGGAAUGUUCGUCUCCUGAGGACCAGUCAGCCGGAAAGGAGGACGGCGCUAGUCGUUCGAGAACCAGCGCACUACAAGGUGGACAUCGGUGGAAAUCCGGUUCUCCGAAUAAGGCUGUCAAGAGGAGGUGGAUGCCGAUUACACCUUCUGGAGCGGCCGCCCAAAGAAAGCGGAACGUGACGCAGACGUCGCCUCUGCCAUUCGCAACGACAAUGUGGGACGACUGUCCUGCCUGUCAUAUGGCGUCAACAGCCGCUUUAUGAGUCUACACCUGCCGCUUGGGGAGCCAAAUUCGCCACCACUGUCAGUGUCUAAGACACCAACGACUAGCUAUGACGAUACAAAGAUCAAGUUUUACGAAGGCUUGCACAUUCUCCUGACAAGUGAGUCGAGGGUUUACAGGUUGGUUGUCCUUAGUGACUCCAAUGUCCGCGUCGGGACAGCCUGCGCUCCCGGAGGGGAGUGCUGGGGCCAGCGGAAAAGCUUCCGCAACAACAUCGGCCUCCUUCCCCUUACGAACAUGCGCAAAACAUUGCCUUCCCUGACAAAGGCCCUUUUCCGCUAGCCGACGCGGAAGAAGGUGACAUGGAUGCUCUUGGUCGCGGGCUGCCAGCUCCUGUAUUACGUUCUUAUUCGGACGUGCUGGUGACCAAGGUUGCCUGCGAAGUCGACGGCUGGACGGAUCGCUGCCUCGUCGUCUCUAAGACGAAAAUUCGGUUGCAACCUCUCAAGAGGCCAUAAGUUUGACGACAAUUUGUGGAUUUGAACAUUGUCCUACCUUACUCACCUGCUUGCAGCUUGUAUUUCGGCAAUCAGUUUGCCCAACGCCUGGAGCAGCUCUCAGCGCUGGUCGAUAACGCCUCGGUGCUGUCAACUGCGGAAUGAUAUUCACUCGAACUGCUUGGAUGUCCUCGGAAGCGCAUGUCGUCAGCACCAGGACUUGUUCGACAACAAUGUCGCAGACAUCCUCCAACUGGCCAUUGAAAAGCACAGGCUGCACAAGCCCCGCAUGAACUAUCAGACAAGCGUCAACGAGGCGGCCUUCUUCCGCUAUCGUCGCAACGUUCAGUAG
Molecule: messenger RNA, 3330 nt
Organism: Spirometra erinaceieuropaei
Lineage: Eukaryota; Metazoa; Platyhelminthes; Cestoda; Diphyllobothriidea; Diphyllobothriidae
Source: the annotation of a GenBank genome assembly